Helobdella robusta is the source of this 720-nucleotide messenger RNA. RefSeq lists its product as hypothetical. The coding region runs from base 1 to 720 and encodes 239 amino acids. NCBI's taxonomy places the organism in Eukaryota, Metazoa, Annelida, Clitellata, Rhynchobdellida, Glossiphoniidae. The record is from RefSeq and is a predicted model, not a curated record. The transcript has 6 exons.
AUGACACACAAGCAAAAUUUUGAAACAGAACAAAAUCACUCAGUCAUUCGGUCGUUGGAUCAUUUGGACGCUAGAUGGCCAGCCAGCCAGCCAAACUUGUGUGAAUGUGCUAUCGUCAUCACGCACGUUGAACAUGGUAGGCAGGCAGGGACCUCGUGGCAUUCGAGCUUAGCCAGGCAGUACAACAUAGGGCCGGGCAUCUUCAACCAUUCAACCAAUUUGCAGUCAGAUUGUCAUUUUAUUAUAAAUUACUUGUGCACUAUAAAUUUCUUCCCGCUGCACACAUUCAAUGCUGCUAGUACAUCUCGUCUGUCUCCAGUUGAAAAUUUAACCAGCGAAUCAGCGCAACACUCCUCCCAGGAACACACCAUUGUUGGUCGACAACAAACUCUGACACAGGCGGCCUGCAUUGACUUGAGAUGUGGAAGUGCGUGGAAGAAGUUGACGUGGAUUAGCAGUCAGCAGAGCAGAAAGUUGGCACACUGGAGGGUUGUGCUGUAUAAACUUUGCUUGGCAGUCCGCGUGAGUAAGAACAACAUAGAAAUGUCUGAAAAGUUGAAAUACUGCCACUACAGAUACAGAUAUAUAAUUGCCGUAUUAUUGGCGCAUAAAUACAAAUGUCUACAUGGAGCCUUCGAAAUCAAGUGCUUACAUCUAUUUAUGUCUGCCGCUUCAAGUGCGCUCCGUCCAUGCCUCCAUGCUUCUGACAACAGCGUUUGA